Messenger RNA from Melanotaenia boesemani (Boeseman's rainbowfish), 1902 nucleotides. RefSeq names its product collectin-12-like. The coding region runs from base 126 to 1268 and encodes 380 amino acids. NCBI's taxonomy places the organism in Eukaryota, Metazoa, Chordata, Actinopteri, Atheriniformes, Melanotaeniidae. The record is from RefSeq and is a predicted model, not a curated record. The transcript has 10 exons.
AUUUUAUGCAAAGGAAGCUUCACAAAGCCCUCCCUGCAUGUUGUGAGGAAACAUUUAUUCACACCUGCAGUAAAUUAUCAGCUUUAGUUCCCUUUGAGACUCGCUGAUGGUCACACAGCAGCAAAAUGUCUGAAGACAAUAUAACAUACACUGAUGUGACGUUUAAAAAAACAACAGCCAAAGCAGAUGCUUUGCCAUCAUCAGAUGACAUCACUUACUCUGAAAUCAAGAUUGAGAAAUCAGAGCUGCAUGGUCCUUUUCCAUCGUCAGGCAACUCCACACAUCCUGAAGUCAAGACUGUGAAAUCAGAGCUGCCAGGAUUAAAGCAACAAGCCGGGUCAAACAGGAAGAGUCAUGUGACCUCAGCGCGAGCGGCGCUGCUGGUUCUCAUCCUUCUUCUGGUAGCUGCCGUCGUCAUUCUCGGAGUCACUGUAAUGAACAACUCAGUAAUGGAAAGGAUCUCUCACACUGAAAACAAACAACUCAAAGAGGAGAAUGAAGCUCUGAAGAAAAAUCUCUCAGGAAACGGAGUUCAGACAAGACCACCAAGUCCAACAUGUCCUACAUGUCCACCAUCUACAACAUGUCCACCACCUCCUUCCUGUCCACCACCUUCAACAUGUCCACAACCUCCUUCCUGUCCUCCACCUUCAACAUGUCCACCACCUCCUUCCUGUCCACCACCUUCAACAUGUCCACAACCUCCUUCCUGUCCUCCACCUUCAACAUGUCCACAACCUCCUUCCUGUCCACCACCAUCAACAUGUCCACCACCUCCAACAUGUCCUCGUCCUUCUACAUCUCCACCACCUGGACUAAACCUCAAUGAGAAAUGUCUGAAGUGUGAAGCAGGCUGGGAGCUUCAUGGAGUAAAGUGUUAUUAUUUCAACACCACUAAAUCAUCCUGGAAGGACAGCAGAGAUGGAUGUAAACUUAAAGGAGGAGACCUGGUGAAGAUAGACAGCAGGGAGGAGCAGAUAUUCCUGGAGGCAAGACUGAGAGAGAAAAUGGAGAAAGAUGAGGACAAGUUCUGGAUCGGACUGACAGACUCAGCGGUAGAAGGAACAUGGUUGUGGGUGAACGGAUCAUCUCUGGACACAUGUUUGAAGUUUUGGAACAGCAAUGAGCCGGAUAACUGGAUAGGAGAAAAUCCUGAUGGAGAGGACUGUGUGAGGAUGGGGGAGAAAGGAGGAGCUGCUGAUCUGAAGUGUUGGUUUGAUCAAAACUGCAACGUUCUUCAAAAAAGUAUUUGUGAGAAAGCAGCAUGAUGAAUUUAAUCUGUAAGAAGUUAAAGUUCAGUUCAGCUUCUAAAACAAUCUCAGUUCAGGAUCCAGAAGCUGCAGCGAUGCUGUUUUUAUAAAUCUAAACAUUUACAGCCACAGUCUACUUUUAUUAAAGAAGGGUAAAGAUUGUUCAUCGUAUUGCCCUAUAAGUCUUUUAAAUGUCGAUUUCAAGCUUUCAUCUAAAGUUUCAGCUUUGCAUCUUGAGCCUGCCUUGCCUUCUGUAAUUAAGCCGGAUCAGACUGGGUUUUAAUAAAAAGAAAGACUCAUUUUCUGAUAUUAUGCAGCUGAUUAAUAUUAUUUACAAACACGUGAAGCUUCUCAGACAUGUUGAAAGAAACAAAAAUAGUUUAAAAUACUCUGAAUCAUGUUAAGUGAUUUGUUUUUUAUUCAUCUAAUCAUAAUGUGCUACAACAGCAGGGAGGCCUUUGACAUAUAUUAAACUAUUUUAAUCCAUAAACUGUUAUGUUUGCUCUUUUUUCUUCUUAAGUUACAAAUUAUUACCGACAUGUGGGGAAAUUGUUUGCUGGUGGUUUUAAAGUUUCAGAGAAAUUGUGACAUUCAUUUCCUGUGACAUCAUUUGCUGCAAGUAAAUACUCAUGUUCAAUGAAUUAAGAUGAUU